Messenger RNA from Symbiodinium sp. CCMP2456, 1314 nucleotides. NCBI's taxonomy places the organism in Eukaryota, Dinophyceae, Suessiales, Symbiodiniaceae. The record is from the annotation of a GenBank genome assembly.
AUGCCGGCUGACUGGCCUGCAGCGAUGGUGAAAGCCCCAGUUCUGCUCGUGAGGGCUCAGCGGUCCUUGGAGCCCAAGGUUCUGGGGAUCGUGGUGGGUUCCCUGCUCACCCUCUUGGUGGUGGCCGCUGUCAUCAAGAAGAAGGCCAUCGGAGAAGGCCACGGAGUGAUCGCGACGGGCAGGGACGCCACCGGAUGUCACGUGAUCGUGGAGGUGGAGGGCUGCAAGCCAUCGGGAGAAACCCAAGGAGGAGGCUCCUUGGAGGAGACAAGUGAAAGACAGCCACCGAAACGAAACAUCCCAGCCAUGCUCCACCUGACCGCGAUCACGGUUUUUAUCGCCUGUGGCAUCGCUUCUGGGUCGGAGUGCUUGGAGUGCGCUGGAGAUGAAACUCUUCUGGUGCAGUUGAAGGAGGUGCAUAGCCACGAACUCGGCAAGAGCAACACCAGUGCAGCCGUGCAAGAGGUGGAGUUGGAAGGAUCCGAAAAUGAUCCUCCUCUGUACUGCAGGGACGCGGAGCCACAGUCACCUCGAGACGUGAGCGCGGGGUUUGUGGGUGACAUGCGGGCGCGCUUCAAGCCGCUGGAUGGCGAUGCCAUCAGGGACUUCAUCCAGGUAAACCUCCAUUGGCACCUGGGCGCCGAGCACUACAGCAAGGGCGAGUACGACAUCCCUGUCGGAAAGCAUCUCCACUACCGUCAUGGUGUGCCGGAAUGGGAUGGCCAUCCCCUCGUGCCAGAGGGUACGCAGCCGGGUUUCUUCUGCAACCUCAGGGGCUACGAUGACUUCCUGAAGCCGUACGACUUCCAAUACUGCCAGCACGCCAAGGUCGGCUAUACUUAUGAGUUCCACUGGGUCUUCUCCUCUGCAGGGCCACUCGAGAGGGAGUUCCGGAUCUACAACGGUUUGGGGCAAGCCUUUAAUCGCUCGAAGAACCCGACGGCCAUCGUCCGUGGACAGGUGUGUCGCAUCAUCAACGAUGAGCGCCUGGAGACGGAGGAUCAAAUCGAGGAAGAUUACAACAACUUCAUCGAGCAAUGGCGAGAGCCAUACUUUGGAGAUGCAGUUCGGUAUGUCGGCUCCACUACUGGGCCCUCCUACAACAACGAGGUUUGCUCGCCGCUCGCGGUCAACUGGCAUGUGGACACGAAAUGUUGUACACUCACUGCGCAGACACUGGACAGGACCUGCCAAAGAAUGGCAGAACAGGGCCUCACGACGGACUUGGCUCCAGCUGGGUCGAGAGAGUUGGUGGAUCGGGCGUAUUCAGCUGUUGUGGCCUACCCUCUAGACGACGAGGACAUGCGCCACUGA